GCGAGCUCGCUCGCUCAGCUACUUGGCUCUCUUCCACCAACACAACAGUUUCGGCCGGGCAUUUACGCAGACUCGUGCAGUCGUUUUUACCAAAGCAAAAACCACAACAAAGUUUACUUGGAUAACGUGUGUCGACCCGCGACAGUGAAUAACCCCAGAGAAAACUGUAUUUCGGCGAAUCAAGUUCGCAUCUGCGACACUUGUCGCUUCUACUGUCGGUGCCAUGGAUUAUUUUGGCUCAGGACGCGUCAAACUGGCGCUAAUAUUCCUGACCCUCACUGCAAACUUCCAAGCUCCCGAAGCGUAUCGUCUGGAGUGCUAUUGUGACGGCCAUUGCCCCGAAGGAACGAAGAAUGGCUCGUGUACGAUAUACACGCAAGGUGGAAUGUGUUGGACUCACGUGGAAGAGGUGUUGAACGAAGCAACGCAUAAAGUCGAGCUCGAAUACACUUACGGCUGCUCCGAAGAAGAUAAGGCGCUGCUCACAUGCAAGAGCCAUUUGUUGGAACACAAGGUCCCCCAGAACAUUGAGUGCUGUCGAAACGAGCCGUACUGCAACAAGCCCCUGAAACCGAAGAUGGCUUCCCCACAAGACGUGGAGGAAGCAGUCUACAGAGACUAUACCAGCCUCGUGGUGUUCAUCGCGGCUUUGCUCAUGUGCUCGGCUUUGUCUCUCGGUCUUUCUCUAUUAUACUACCGUCGGAGGCGCAAGCGUCUCGAAACUUCAGAAGAUGAGAGUUUCCUGCCGACAGGUGUCAAAUCCCUCCAAGAAUUGAUGGAUUGCAGCAUCACGAGCGGCAGUGGAUCGGGAUUCCCGAAAAUGGUUCAGAGAACCGUUGCACGUCAGGUGGAGCUCAAAUGCCCAAUAGGCAAAGGUCGCUAUGGCGAGGUGUACAAGGCGACGCUGAAUUGCGACUACGUCGCGUGCAAGGUGUUCUACACCACCGAAGAAGCUUCCUGGAGUCGCGAGACUGAGAUCUACCAGACGAAUCUCCUGCGCCACGACCAUAUCCUGGGCUUCAUCGCCGCGGACAUCCGAGGAACAGGUGGCUGGACUCAGUUGCUGCUCAUCACAACGUACCAGGAGAACGGAUCUCUGUACGAUUAUCUAACGAACAACACGCUCGACGAAGAUCAAGCCGUUGAGAUGGCGUUGUCAGCAUCCAGCGGGAUCUGUCAUCUACACACCGAAAUUCUCGGGAAACAGGCCAAGCCGGCUAUAGCUCACCGGGACAUAAAGUCCAAGAACAUUCUGGUCAAACGCGAUGGUACAUGCUGUAUCGCUGAUUUCGGACUGGCCGUUCGCUUCAAUAAGACCACGAAUCAAAUCGACAUUGGGCCCCACAACACCCGAGUCGGAACUGUUCGCUACAUGGCGCCCGAAGUCCUGGACGAAACUCUCAAGACCGAGAAUUUCAAUUCCUAUUGCCAGGCAGACAUGUAUAGUUUCGGGCUGGUCCUUUGGGAGAUCACGUCACGAAUCGUGCGCGACGGCGUGGCCGACCCUUACCGAAUUCCCUACCACGAUGCCGUUGGUAACGAUCCAUCUUUCGAUCAGAUGAAGAAAGUCGUUUGCAUAUCGCAAAUCCGACCAGAAAUCCCCAAAGAGUGGGAGAAACACGAAACGACGAUGAGCUUGGUCCGGAUAUUCAGAGAACUGUGGUCGCAUAAUCCCUCCAGUAGACUCACCGCACUUCGAGUGAAGAAGUCCUUGACGAAGCUGGAGAAUGACGUCGUUGCCAAGCGUUACAACCAAACCGAAAACGUCUAG
Galendromus occidentalis (western predatory mite) is the source of this 1771-nucleotide messenger RNA. Its product is annotated as serine/threonine receptor kinase thickveins. Gene Ontology annotation, cellular component: signaling receptor complex; plasma membrane. Gene Ontology annotation, biological process: cell surface receptor protein serine/threonine kinase signaling pathway; cellular response to growth factor stimulus; protein phosphorylation. NCBI's taxonomy places the organism in Eukaryota, Metazoa, Arthropoda, Arachnida, Mesostigmata, Phytoseiidae. The record is from RefSeq and is a predicted model, not a curated record. The transcript is spliced from 4 exons. Gene Ontology annotation, molecular function: ATP binding; transmembrane receptor protein serine/threonine kinase activity. Bases 224 to 1771 code for a protein of 515 amino acids.